Molecule: messenger RNA, 2276 nt
Organism: Photinus pyralis (common eastern firefly)
Lineage: Eukaryota; Metazoa; Arthropoda; Insecta; Coleoptera; Lampyridae
Product: neprilysin-2-like
Exons: 9
Coding region: 92-2215 (707 amino acids)
Biological process (GO): protein processing
Cellular component (GO): plasma membrane
Molecular function (GO): metalloendopeptidase activity
Source: RefSeq, a predicted model, not a curated record
UAAAUGCACAAACUUUCGCAAAAUUGUGCUAACCGUGACGUUAUUCUAGUCUGAACGGCUGAACGAGUAGUGUACGAAAUUGUAGUAAAACAUGGGCCCGUACGUGUUAUGUGUUGUUAUUUUACAAUUGUGUGUUUCUGAGUGCCUAUCGGCUAGAGAUUUCUCACGGGUACUUCCCACAUGCACAACACCCGAUUGCGUAAAAGCGGCGAGUGAGAUUAUGCACUACAUUGAUCAAAAUGUGAAUCCAUGCGAUGACUUCUAUGAAUUCGCAUGUGGUACAUUUCUGAACAACGUCCACUUGAAAAAUGAACCUUUAAUAAAUGUAGAAACAAUCAUGCGCGAUAAUUACCUCAGUCGCAUAAGAGUGAUAAUGCAAGAGCCUGUUCUUCAUAACGAUUCCAACUCAAUGAUUAUGGCCAAGAAGAUGCACGAAGCCUGCAUGAAUCCCAGUUCAAGCGAAAAUGGUGUUAAACUAAUAGAAAAUACAUUGCGGCAGAUAGGCGGAUGGGCGGUUUUAGAAGAAGACGAUUGGGAUGAUAGCUACUUUCACUGGGCAGGAGCAAGCUAUUUGUUGAGAAAAAUGGGAUUUCCGCACGACUACUUAGUUAAAGUCAGCGUGAGUGAGGAAAAUGGAGAAACUGCCCAGUUAGAGAUCGGCAAUCCGUGGAGUUAUAUUAACUUACACACUCCGGAAGAGGAAGAUUUAUUACACGAUUACAUGGUGGAUAUUGCCAUUGCAUUUGGAGCAGAUCCCGAAGCCGCCAGAGGCGAUUACGCGGAUGUUAUUGAUUUAAUCAAGAACCUUAUGGGUAUAGACAAUUAUUCAGGUGAAGAUCCCAUUGUCGACGAUGAUGUUAAGAGGGCAUAUUUAACGAUAUCAGAAUUGGAAGAGAAAUUUUCGGAUGUGGCAUGGUCGGAACUGCUUGAAAACCUUUUGGAGCCUGUCGUAAAGAUGAACGUAGACCAAGUAAUAUUAGUUACAGAUAUGCCGUAUUUAUACUCCUUAGAGGCUGCACUUAAAAAUACAUCAGAACGAACCUUGAACAAUUUCAUAGCGUGGAGAUUGAUAAUUGAACACAGUAAUAUCCUUACCAACGACCUGGCGGAGAUUUCGCGAAAGUUUUACAAAGAACUAAAUAAGCAAGUAACUGUACCUACUCUUUCUCCGAUUAAUAAGAUGUGCUCAGGAAUUGUGGAAACAAUAUUUUCACUCUCACUGCAAGCAGCGUACGUACAAAGAUUCGUUUCACAGGCAACCAGAGAUGACGCUGCGGAUAUAUUAGAAAAUAUCGUGAAGGAAUUCGUGGAGGAAAUUAAUGAGUUACAUGGGAUGGAUGACGAGACACGAAUUAGCGCAAUUGACAGAGUAGUCAACAUCACAAGCUACGUGGCCUAUCCUGAUGCCAUGCUAGACGCCGAUCAAAUUGAAGAGCGUUACUUGGGGUACCAAAUUUCUGAUGACAACCUACUAGCGUCUCUGUUAAGCGUGAACUACCAUAAAGUAAACUCGUACUUUAGUAAACUCAACAAAGGUGACAACGAAGUGGAAGCUAAUGGAGGCGAAAUUAACGAAAAGUACACAACUUACGGUAUCGUUUAUUACUUAGCCAGCGAUAAUUCGAUAACUAUUCCACAUCGAAUGUUACAAGAUAUUGUAUAUAAUGAAGAUCGACCCAAGUACCUAAACUACGGAAGUUUGGGCUCCUUUAUUGGUCACCAAAUAUUCCACUCCGUCUUUGAAGGUUCCCCUAUUCGACAAGAAUCUGAAUACUACCACUGGAUGUCACCAGAAUCGCGCAGCGAGUACCAGAAAAAAUUGGAUUGCGUAGCGGAAAGCUAUGAACGCUUCUACGUACCGGAAAUUGAGCGACAUGUUAACUCAACGAAUACAAAGCAAGAGGACAUCGCAGACAUUGCUGGCGUUCAACUUGCAUACAAAGCGUAUAAAGAAUGGAUCGAUCGCAAUGGUAAAGAAAAAAAAUUACCCAAACUCGAUUACACGCCGAAACAACUAUUCUGGAUAUCGUCAGCGAUAAGGUUUUGCUCAAAGGGUUCACCUGAAACCAUCGAAAGGGCUGUGAAGCAUAGUUAUCAGUCCCUUAAACGAUUUAGAGUGUUGGGAUCUUUGCAAAAUUCAAAGCAUUUCUCCAAAGAUUUCCAUUGUCCGGCAGAAUCAAAUAUGAAUUCGCAUAAGAAAUGUGAGAUAUGGUGAGCGUAACGUCCACCAGGUUACUUAAAUGUAGUUUUAUUUAAAAAUAUAUUGUACCAAUAUA